Mauremys mutica (yellowpond turtle) is the source of this 3023-nucleotide messenger RNA. RefSeq names its product family with sequence similarity 204 member A (gene FAM204A). The record is from RefSeq and is a predicted model, not a curated record. Lineage: Eukaryota; Metazoa; Chordata; Testudines; Geoemydidae. The transcript has 8 exons. Bases 117 to 854 code for a protein of 245 amino acids.
CGGGGGGAUGGUUCGCGGGGGGAGGGAGCGUCAGUUCAUUGCAUACGGGCGGCACCUGGCGGAGGAAGGAGUCAGGAGGUGCAGCGCGGUGGUAGCUGGGGUUUUUAGACUGAAAGAUGUGGAGUGGGCUGUUGCCUCCUGAUAUGAAUGAAAGUGAUGUUGACUUGAGUUCUGAUGAUGGAGACCCAGUGGAUGGCCCUUUAUCUUGCUCCAAGGAAGAUAAAGGAGAUGAGGAUGUCAAAGGAGUUCAGGUUUCUGAUUUUCAGACAAAUAGACCUGAGAGUAUCAUUGAAAGUAAAUCCAUUCCUAUAGCAGUGGCAGAUGGAGAAAAUGAAUGUCAAGAAUGCCCUUCUGGAGUUUCUUUAAAAAUGUGGAAUAAAUUUCAGGAGCUGCAGAAGAAAAACUUUGAAAUGAAAGUCCAAACAAAUCAGGGAAACAGGGGAAAAAAGAGAAAACGUUACAGAAAAGAAAAACUGAAAAAGAGCAAAAAAGAAGUGAUUGAAAGUCAGCAAUCUUCAAAUGAAGGUCAAUGGAAGGAACUCUCACAAUACUUUGGAAUUAAUGAUAGGUUUGAAUCGCUUGUGAGCAACAGGGCUGCCCAAAAGUCUGGUCUUGAAGUCAGCAUAGACAAGUCUUUGACUGAAGGGGAUAUUGAGAGAGCUGAGGAACUGAGUAAUAGAUUAGCCACUCGUGAGCUCGGCGUGAAAAUUGCUAAAGCUGUUGCUUGUCGCAACUUUGUAAAAGCCAAGCAAGAUACGGAGGCUUCCCAAGAAGCUCGAAAGAAAAAGAAGCUUGCCUGGGGAUUUGAAGCGAAGAAAAGAUGGGAAACAAAAAGCAACAUGGGAUACAUGUAGUUCUGCCUUGAUCACAUCUGAAAGCAAAGCUGUUUAAAAUAUAAUUAUUGGGGGUUUAAUACAGUACAUCCUGCCUCUUUUAUGCUUGCAUAACUAAAACUUGAACAACUAAGCAAGGUUGAUAGUAGUUUAAAAAAAACUAAGCAAAACCUGUUUGUUUACUUAUUUCCCGUAAUUCUGUUAGAUUUCAAUAUCUUGUUUCAAAUUCCUGUUAAAAUUGUAGUGGGAAUAGAUAUUUUAUUAUUGCACAUAGAAACUUAACAUUCCACUCAUUCUCCCAAAUGGAGAAAAUUCUGUAUAACACAUCUCAGGUCUGAAGAAUUGUGGAGCCUGGUCAAGAUUCCCAUAAAUCUGGACCCAAAUAUUAGGUGGUUAUGACUUUUUUUUUAAUGAUAAAAUAUUCAUGUCAGUGAUCCAUGGGUGUGGGUAAAGGGACAGGUUCUUCGUUUUAAAAAAAAAAUCAAUAUCUUAUCAAUUAUACAUCUGAUCUACUAAGUAGUACAGAUCUUAUCACAGUAUUGUUUUGAGGCUGCUCUUUGAACCAUUUGGAUACAAGAUAUUAGUUGAUUGAGUUGAAGGUAUACCAUGAAAUGCCUAAAGAAUACCAGAAUAUUGACUUUUGUGACCUUACCCAAUGCUCCUUUUAUUUAGUUGUAUUAAGUAUGAAAAUAAUUUUAAAUUAAGCUAUUGUCUAUACUACUAAAAGUAUCUUGUCUUUGUAUUAUUUAUUUAUGUGGCUAGAUGAAUCGCAACAGAAAAUUUUAGUCUGAGAGUUCGUGAAGUGCAAUGCUUAGAUUCAUUGGGUGGAUCUAGUAUGCCCCAUGUCCUGGAACCACCAUCUUGAAGACCCUUCCAGUUUAUCCUUCCCCACUUACUUCACAUGUGUUCAAGUUUCAAUAUCCCUAUCUUGUCAAUUGGACAAAAUGUAGAAAUAUUAAUCUUGAAAAUAUCUAAAAUCUGUUAUGUUGUGGAGUUGAUCAACUUACACUCGAAUAUCAAAUGCAAAUUUUAUUCAGUGCCAGAUGUUUUAUAAAAUAAUUAUUCUUUGAAUGCUUAUGUUGUAAGUAACAAGAAUUGUUAAUAAUGUUUUCUCAAAAUCAUUCACAGUGAAAAGUAAGGACACAUUCAAGAUUAGCAAUAACUUUUUUCCCUGAAGCCUUUGCAUAUAUGUUUAGUCAUCAAAAUGCCUGAAAUGAAUUGGGAAUGUAAACGUCAGUUGUUGUUAAACAAGAUUAAUAUGUUUCAGGCCAAAGGUUUGGUAUUAACAUAAUGGUGAUUUACUAUUUAAGAACUUCAGGCUAAAACAACUUGCCAAAGAAUAGUACUUUGAAGGUUUACGGCACCAAUUCUAAGACCUAAGGUUUGUAGUCUAACAUGGAAUAGGGCAUUUUUUGGUAGCCCUCGGGAUGUUGGAUAUAUUUUUUUUCUUCCCCCCCAGCAGAACAUUGUACUUUCAUAAAGAUGAGAGUUUGCAAUAUGGUAAUCCUAGAGUUAGCUGUAAUUAUUUAUGAUGACAGAGUUAAAGACAACUGCCAAGACUAUAAACCAGUGAGUAAACAGGUUUCUGAAACAGAACAUCAUAAAAUUCAAACUGUAUUUUAAAUACAUGUACCUUUUUUGGAAGAGCCAUUGGCAUGGGGAAAGGAAGCAAGUGGUAUGUAGUCCUCAUAUUAUUUACUUUAUAUAUGCAUUAAAUUUACAAAUACAUAAUGUAUUGUGUGUGUAUGUAUCUGUAUUUUUCCCACAUGGAAUAACAUUACAUUUAAGACAUUUAUGGCUUAUGAAAAUGGGAAAAUGCCAUAGUUGUUCCUUGGCACACCUAGAAAAAUACUAUAUAAAGAAUUUUUUUCUGAAUUUCAAAUAUACCAGAAUUCUACAAAACUUCCUAUCUGAAAAUUCAGGUGGAAUCAUUUUUACUGUGUAUAGCUUGUUUAUUUUUUUAAACAGAUGGUAAAUAAAUGUUAGGAAAAAGAUGGCCUUUUUAUGUGCUAUACACUGAAAAAAACCAAAUGAUGCUAAUUAUCCUGUGCCCUGAAAACAGAUUAAUAUGAUACAUGUUUUGGUACUUUAAUAAAAUUACCUCUUUUAAUAACUGAAAAAGAAAUGGUGUAAACUUCAGCUUAAUAGUAACUGAUCUAGUUAAUAAAUUGUUGAUAUAUGUGCAUCACA